Phaedon cochleariae (mustard beetle) is the source of this 966-nucleotide messenger RNA. The record is from the annotation of a GenBank genome assembly. Lineage: Eukaryota; Metazoa; Arthropoda; Insecta; Coleoptera; Chrysomelidae.
AUGUCAAAUUGGAAUAGUGGACCUUACCCAGCAGAUCCCAACCAAGCCUACUAUGCAGGCCAACCAGGCUAUCCACCGCAACAAGGGGGCUAUCCGCCGCCGCAGGGAGGCUUUCCCCCCCAGGGGGGCUAUCCUCCCCAACAAGGGGGCUACCCUGGCCCGGCUCCUGGAUUCCAGCCGCCGCCGUAUGCCAGCAAUGAUCCUUAUAGUGCAGGUGAACAUGUUCCCUUCUCUAGCUCACCGGCUGGAAACUAUGGCGGGGCAGCCUACCCCGAGGACCCCGAAGUCAAGGGUUUCGACUUCAGCGACGCCAGCAUCAGGCGCGGCUUCAUCCGCAAAGUCUACGCCAUCCUCUCCUGCCAGCUGGCCAUCACGGUGGCCUUCAUCUGCUGGUUCCUCUAUCACUUGCCCACGAAGAGGUACGUUCAGAGCCAUCCAGCGCUCUUCUUCGUGUCUCUGGCUAUGGUGAUCAUCGCGCUGAUUUGCCUGGCUUGCUGCGGCGAGGUGCGCAGAAAGGCACCGAUGAAUUUCAUUUUUUUGUUCAUUUUCACGUUGGCUGAGUCUUUUAUGUUGGCUGCGGCAGCUUCGACUUAUGACGCGCAGGCUGUCGUUAUGGCUGCCGGGAUCACGGCUGCGGUUUGCUUUGGGCUGACGCUCUUCGCGUUCCAGACCAAGUGGGAUUUCACGGUGAUGGGGGGUAUUUUGUUCGUUGCCGUGCUCAUUCUGUUUAUUUUCGGUAUCGUGGCCAUUAUCGUGAAAAAUCAGAUUGUGCAGAUGAUUUAUGCGUCGUUAGGGGCGCUGAUUUUCUCUGUUUACUUGGUUUAUGAUACGCAGUUGAUGAUGGGAGGGCAGCACAAGUAUUCCAUUUCGCCUGAGGAGUAUAUUUUCGCGGCUAUUAAUUUGUAUGUGGAUAUUAUUAAUAUUUUUAUGUACAUCUUGGCUAUUAUUGGGCAUGCUAGGGACUAG